UGGAACUCAGCUUGCUGGGUAGAUUUACAAAAACAUCAACUCAACUCUUCCGUUGUGACGUUAGUAGUUGUUUUGUAUUAAGUUCCUCGUUUUCGAGAAAAUUUUAUUGUGCCCUGACGUUUCUACUUGCUUUGGUGUAUCUUUUCCAUCACGAAUGGCUGCAGUAAGCUCGAUAUCGAAUGUGGAAAACCUAUCACCACAAAUCAUUAGACAGUUGACAAAAGAACUCCAUGAGUUGGUCACAGAACCUCCUGAGGGUAUCAAGGUUCAGAUAAAUGAAGAAGACAUCACAGAUAUUCAAGCUUACAUUGAUGGCCCAGCUGGCACCCCAUAUGCAGGUGGUGUUUUUCGAGUUAAGUUAGCCCUUGGAAAAGACUUUCCUCAAGCCCCUCCAAAGGGAUUUUUCUUAACUAGAGUGUUCCAUCCCAAUGUUGCAAAGAACGGAGAAAUCUGUGUGAACACACUCAAAAAGGAUUGGCGGCCUGACCUCGGAAUAAAACACAUAUUACUUACUGUUAAAUGUCUACUAAUUGUACCCAAUGCCGAAUCAGCUCUAAAUGAGGAAGCAGGGAAACUUUUACUGGAACACUAUGAGGAUUAUUCCCAGAGAGCCCGCAUGAUGACAGAAAUUCAUGCCCAGGCCCCAAAGGUUCCCAAGGGAUGUGCACCUGAAAGCACUGAUGGCCCAACAGCUAAGAAACAUGCCAGUGACAAAAAGGUAGCAGCAGACAAAAAGAAACUCAUGAAGGACAAAAAACGCACUCUCAAGAGGCUAUGACCCUCUCUGCUCAGACUGAGACCAUUUUGGUCAAAUUUAGUUUUGAAUUUUUUUAAAUGCAUUAUAUAAUACUACUGUAAGCUGAAGGAAAACGUGCAGAAUGGGAAUCACAUAGCAUGGAAAAAAAAAUGAAUUGUAUAAAACAGCAGUAUUGUGACAGCUCUGAAAAAUGUAAAUUUGAAUUUCAGUUUGAAACACAAGAGCAUUAGCAAUUUAGAGUUCGUCUGUAGUUGCUCCUCGUCUAAGCACAUUCUAUUUAUUAUUUAUGUAAUGUUUGUGUGUACUCUUAUUUUCAUACAGUAUGGUCAUAGCAAAUUGAAUUUUGAUUUCAUCAAUACAAGUUUUCUCUUUUUCUUUCUUUCUGUCUAUAUAUUAAAUUGCGUGUGUGUGUAAUGCAUGAAUUGAGGUCUUUCAUUAUGAUCAGAGGUAUGCUUGUAGAUGUGUAAACUUGGAAUCAUGUUCACUUUAUAGUUUGUGGUUUUCUUUCAAAUUUUAGCUCUUAACUUUAGGUGGCAGUGUACAGUACUUUCUACUGAUCACUGAUAAUAAAACUUUUCUUAUUUUGGGUGAUUGAUGUGAAGAAAUUGUACCUCCUUUUAUCUUCCUAUUGUGGCCAUUCCUCCAAUCUUCUUCUACUUGUACACCAUAAAUUUUGUGUUCCUCUGGGCUAUGUCUUUAGCUGAUGCAUGCUUCUCAAUUCAGAAAACUUAGAUGAUUAAAUGUUGUUCCCUUUUCUUUUCAACUUCAGCUCAAGCUCUACAACUAAAACUUGUUUUUCUCAGAACAUUGUGAAAAUAAUAAUGUAAUGUUAUCUGGGUUUCAUGUCAAUCUAGUGUUAGUAGAGAAUGUUUCUAUCCCCAUAAUGUUACCUUAACUUUAGUGUGUUUUGUACAAAAUAAACUUAGAUUUCUAUUUGGUUUUAA
Messenger RNA from Thrips palmi, 1701 nucleotides. Its product is annotated as ubiquitin-conjugating enzyme E2 S. The record is from RefSeq and is a predicted model, not a curated record. The transcript has 5 exons. Bases 155 to 778 code for a protein of 207 amino acids. Lineage: Eukaryota; Metazoa; Arthropoda; Insecta; Thysanoptera; Thripidae.